Messenger RNA from Microthlaspi erraticum, 1128 nucleotides. The record is from the annotation of a GenBank genome assembly. NCBI's taxonomy places the organism in Eukaryota, Viridiplantae, Streptophyta, Magnoliopsida, Brassicales, Brassicaceae.
AUGGCAAACCAUCUUCAAGAUUCGUCAACUACUUCCCCUAAACCAAGUCUAAUCAGAGAAGAACAACAACUGACCGAAGAAAAGGUGAGCUUGCAAGCGCAGAGUCUCGUGAACACAAUGGCCUUCCCCAUGGUUCUCAAAGCCGCCUUGGAGCUUGGCGUCAUCGACACAAUCACAUCCGUAGAUGAAGGCGUGUGGCUCUCAUCUUCUGAGAUUGUGCUUCGUCUCCCAAUCAAACCCACCAACCCGGAGGCACCGGUUUUGUUGGACCGUAUGCUGAUUUUACUAGCUAGCCACUCGAUCUUGAAGUACCGUUUGCAUGAAACCGGAAAGACCGAGAGGGAAUAUGCAGCUGAACCGGUUUGCAAGUUUUUCUUGAACCGUGGAGACGGAUCGGGUUCUCUCGCGUCUCUAUUCUUGGUAAACCUAAGCGACGUCUAUUUCAAGACCUGGACAAAUCUCAAAGAUGUGAUAUUAGAAGGAAAGGAUGCAUUUGUCUCCGCUCAUGGCAUGAAACUUUUCGAUUACAUUGGUUCAAACAAAGAAUUCGGUGAGAUGUUUAGCAAGGCAAUGUCGGAAACUUCCACAUUUACCAUGAACAAGAUUUUACAAGUUUACAAAGGAUUCGAAGAUGUAAACAGUUUGGUAGAUGUUGGAGGAGGCAUUGGAACAAAUUUAGGUCUCGUGACUUCCAAGUAUCCUCAUAUUAAAGGCAUCAAUUUCGAUCUACCCUCUGUUGUAGCACAUGCUCCUCUUAAACCAGGAGUUGAGCAUGUUUCAGGAGAUAUGUUUGCAGAAAUUCCAAGAGGAGAUGCUAUCUUCAUGAAAUCGGUACUACAUGACUGGAAUGACGAAGACUGUGUAAAGAUUCUCAAGAAUUGUUGGAAAAGUCUUUCUGAAAAAGGAAAAGUGAUAUUAGUCGAGAUGAUCACGCCAAUGCAACCAAAGAUCAACGAUGCUUCUUCCAAAUUUGUGCUCGCCAAAGACAUGGUCAUGUUAACGCAAUGCUCAGGUGGUAAGGAGAAGUCUCUUUCCCAGUUCGAGACUUUAGCCCACGACUCUGGUUUUCAUCGUUGUGAAAUCAUUUGUCGUGUAAAUGCUUAUCAUGUUAUCGAAUUCCACAAAUAG